GACGGAGAAAGAAGCCACCGGUGGACUGUGGUGCUCACGCCAACGUGCUCUCUGCCCGAGGAUCGUGCGUUUCCGGUUUUCGAACCACUUCUCGCGCCGGCACUACUUCGUCUCCUUUCAUCUGGUCCCGGCUGGUUCGUUGCUCUCGUUGCGCGAUAUUGUGAUCCGUCGUCACGAUUUCCUCGAUCAGCGAAUCGACGAAACGCGUGUACCUGUCCACGAAAAGCGGGAAACAACGCGCUUCAUCCGCCUCGCGCUCGCCUCCGGACACCAAUUUGCUCCGUUUCGCGCGUGUGGCCGACCACGCGCCCAAACCGCACGCGGAUUUCCUUCCCGUGCGUAAAAUACAACGUGGACGACGAUCAUUCGUCGCUAGAACCGUCUCGCCAACGUGCAACGCGAGGUGUUCUCUUCCUUCUCCUCCCCCCUUUUGCCCUCUCCCAUCCCCCUCCCAUUACCCCACACUUUUCCCUCGAAUUAAUAUCGAUCGUUAAUCGAACGGGCGCAGAUUUUCCGGCGAUCAGGUCGUCACGACGAUCACGACGAACGGUCCGACGAGAAUGACUUUCCGUCACGAAGCAACAGCACUACUGGCCAAGUGUAGGGGACUUGCUCGCGAACUUGUGAAGUGCGCACUUUUUUGCGAGGUGGCGUUGUGGAGAUAAAACGCAGACCAGUUUCAAUUCAGUUCAUUGUUACGGUCAUUAGCUUACGCGGCAUGACGAGUGAUAGGUGUGCUUUCGCGAUAACGCAUCCGCAUUUUUCGAACUGUGAUUCCUCUCUGGAUAGUGUGGUGGUGAAUGUGCCUUAGAAAGCUACGAAAACCGUAUAAACAGCCAAUUAGCCGAGAUCGGAAAGGAAAAGGUGAAUAGAUAUAACGAUGGUAGAUACGCAACACUUUUGCCUGCGAUGGAAUAAUUACCAAAGCAGUAUAACGUCGGCGUUUGAAAACUUGAGGGACGAUGAGGAUUUCGUGGACGUCACACUGGCCUGCGAUGGCAAGAGCCUCAAAGCGCACCGCGUCGUACUUUCCGCCUGCAGUCCCUACUUUAGAGAAUUGCUCAAGAGCACACCGUGCAAACACCCGGUGAUAGUACUUCAGGACGUAGCGUUCAGCGACUUGCACGCUUUGGUGGAGUUCAUUUAUCACGGGGAAGUGAACGUGCAUCAGCGUUCCCUUAGCAGUUUCCUGAAGACCGCAGAGGUCCUCAGGGUAUCGGGGCUCACGCAACAGGCGGACCAAACGGACAGGGACGAGCUGUCCCAUGUCCGAGCGUUGGCCGCCGGUGGCAAUCAUCUUCCUUUCCACGAGAAAUUGGAUGAGAGCUUUCCCAGGGGUGGUUCCCCGCCCACGCCAGUGACCCCGAUACCACCCACCGUGCAGCAAUUGCUACGCAGAGCGCAGAUACGCAAGAACGAGAGACGAACGCCUGACCCGCACGAGGAACCCACGAGGAAGACGAGGCUGUUGUCGCCGCCGUUGAACAACAACGACGCGACGCCCACGGACUUCUCGAUGGUGAAGAACAACCAUCUUUCGAGCAAGGUCGAGGGUAACGGAGUGCACGAGGAGACCAGCCCCCUGGAGGACAACAUUAAGUGCGAACCGUUGGAGCUGACAGGUGGCAACGGUGGCAACGGGGGCAACAACGAGGACUCGUCGGAUUCUGGAGCUGCGGCGUCGGAUCGGCCACCGGCGUCCGCGAGCAGUAACGAGCACGAGGUCGAAUCCGAGCACACGUCCACGCCGAAUUUUUUGUCCGAGACGAAAAUCUUCCCGCCCACGCCUGGAAGCUUUAAUUUCAGUAUGGCGGCACUAGCCACGGAACACAUGCCGUUGUCAGUGAAAUUUCCAGGGCUGGGCCACGGGUUGCAACCACCGGACUUGGCAGGAACUUCGCAAGGUACGGGCAACGGGAUGCAUCCAGCACCGUCGACGCCUCCCUCUGCCAUGUACCGGAUGCCGCCGCCAACGGCGGGCGGCAUAAACGAGCCUCAGGAAUGCCCGUACUGCCGUCGCAACUUCUCAUGCUACUACUCCCUGAAGCGUCAUUUCCAGGACAAGCACGAGCAAUCGGACACCCUCUACGUUUGCGAGUUUUGCAAUCGCAGGUACCGCACGAAGAACUCGCUCACGACGCACAAGAGCCUCCAGCAUCGCGGCUCGAGCGGCAUGCUGAAGAGGCUGCUGAAGACCAGCACGAUCAAGAACGUUCUAGGCAGCAUGCGCCAGGCCCAGAUGCAGCAGCAGCCGCAAUGAAAAUGUCGGGACCGUCUUACAGUCACCCCGUCCCCGGACCCCCCACGUCGUCGUUCGCGUAACGCGCGACGACGCGUUCACGUUUCCGAUUCGGCUCUUCGCUGCUCGCCGUCGCCGUAUGCCGGCUCGAUCACGGGAGAUCGAGCCACGCGACCUCGAAACGCGUCGAUCGCGAACGAAAACGGUCCCGCGCGGUGGCGGUCCUGCGAUCGUCGUCGAUACCUUCCGUCGACUCGUCCGCCGACGCUCUUCCGUCAGAGAAACGCGCCUCCGCUCGUAGUCGUCGUUUCGUAGCUCCCCUCGUGUCAAGACUGCGAUCGAAUCCAAAGAAGAAAAGAGGAGAGUAAUCGACUGAGACGCGAUCCGUGAUUAUUCGCGAGAAUUAUCGCCGGUUCGUUUAUGGUUGCCGUGGCACGCGCUUUCGCGAGCUGAGAAUACAUUCCAUUGCGUCGAGGCCCCGAGGUGUCGGGGGGGCCUGGACCGAUUUUAAACGAGGUCUCGAGAUGCGACUAUUGCUUUAAGACAUUCUAAGAAGGGAUCAGAGGUGACUACGACGUCGGUUGGCGUUCAGGCGAAUUCCCUUGCGGAAAUUCGUAGACCGAAAUCGGGUUUCACGGAUGGAAGCAGGAGGAUCGCUUCAGGGAUGAGAGGAAGUGUUUCAGGGCUCACUCGUACUGUCGACUUUUCUGUGGCAUCAUCUUGGGCAGAAUUUCUGGUUAAUUAUUACUGAGUCGCGAUUGACAUGUUCAUGGAAUAUACAUACAGAUGGAAUAUAUAGAUUAUAUAUACGGUUUUGAUUUAAAGGUCUUGCGAUCAGGGAUGCACGAUACCUUUGCACAUUUCUAAAAAUUAUAAAAUACAUAUUUCCAUUAAAGUCCGUUUAGUCUACGCGUAGUUACGUUUGGUUAAGUAACAAGUACUCGGUAAUCGUGAUUCUUUUAGAAGAAUUCCAAAUUAUUGAUCCCUGAUUGUGGAUUACCCAUCGAUCUGGCAAAAUUAAAAUUCUUCUGCCAAGGAAAGUGGACAGUCCGAGUGAAUCUUUAAAGCGACCAAAACUGGGUAAUUCUAAGGAAUUUUUAACAUAAAAGAUAUGCCACGCAGAAAGUUCAUAUUUGAAUACAUGAGUUGAUAUACUUCGAACUAUAUCUUGUAAAAUGUGUAUCGAAGAAUAUUGGAAAAUUGCUUCAACCAGUUUGCUUUAACGUUUCUUGGUAUGUUUGCAUGGCUGGCCAUCGCUGCAACUCACAAUUGACUAAUUCGAAAGCAAUAAUCGAGGUUCUAAGAAAAAUCCUUUAUUUACAUUUCCACCGUUGGAAGGAAAAGGUUAAUUAUUUCCAUCGAAAAGCUAGACUAACUCUUAUGCAGUAAUUUCAAGAAAACCUCGCCGUCAUUUUCCAAUACUUCUCGAUACAAAUUUUAUUCGACGAUACUUCGAAGUAUACGCUCUCGGAAUUCAAAUCUAAACUCUCAACGUUUCAUAAUUCUCACUUUAAAAAUUCCCAACAAAUUUUUGAUUCCAAGAUCGAUGUAUGACAGUUAUACACCCCAAGGUCCGUUUUCACGCGACACGGAGUGACAAUUUCCAGAGUACCACGACAUCUCUCAUCAUCGUGGAAACUGUAAAUAUCACCUUAUCGUGACAUUUCGAUCCGAAGAAUCGUAACUCCCCGUUGCAUGGAAACUGACGCUUACAGCAAGCCAGACCGUUCCGAAGCUUCGUCCUCUCAUCUAAAAACAUUCAUCCCUGGUCUGUGCGCCGAUCUCUCGUGUCACCAAAUCGCGUCAAUUCACAAUGUUAUCUUGCUGGCGGUUGCGACGUCGGCCGAGAUCUUUACCUGAGGAAGGGUCGCGCGGCGACGACGUCGAGUCGCGAAGGACGCGGGAACGAGAAGCAGAGAGGCAGCAAGACGAGGAUACGUAACCGUGAAACCGUAUCAGAAACGAUAGUAACAGCCGUGCGCGCGCGUAUGUGUGUACGUUUCCGUCGCUGGAGCUUUCGCUAGCUAAAUGAGGGCACGUCGCGCACGCACACACGCGUGCUAAAGCGCAAUGCCGUGAAUGUUGUGCAGUCGAACGAUAGGGGAUCGCGAGGAUCUUAGGCCUAAGUGAAAUUCAAUUACAAACUCUACGAAUAUUGUGCUCAAAUUCGGGGAAACGGGAGAGAUUGAGAAGAGAGGCAGGAUCGAAUUCUUGGGGCAAGGCCGAGUAGAACGGAAUGAACGGAUAGGAUAGAGGGGGUCGAAGACAAGGGAAAAGACGACGGGAAUUGGAAGGGAGGAGGAGCGUGGAAAAGUGCAAGUAGAAGUUAUAUGGGCUCCUACACGUGUACAGGUCCUUCGUGCGCGCAAAUUACACAGACUAUAUUUUUAACUCUUUAAAAGUAAUAUUUUGAGCUGUACGAUAUAAUUGAUAACGAUGAUAUUCUCUUGUUCAGGUCUUACAAGGGAUGGAAUGAGAACGAGAAGCAAAAGAAACGAAAGUAGUUCGACGUAGAUAGAUCAAGACGGGGCAGGGCGGUGAAAACUCUCGGGCGUCCUCCUUUCAUUCACGUAUCGAGUACAACGCGAAUAAAUUGAUACGGUCAACCCUUUGCGGACGCUCGACGCGUGUAUGCGUUCAGUUUAUCGUAAGACCGUCUGCGCUGGACGACUAUUAGCGUUCGGAUUGUUCCAAGAUGCUCGUUCGCGAAGGGUCGAUCGAUCGACGCGUCUCGUUGGCGAAUGUGCAAUAUUACGAGUAAGAGGUAAAAUAGAAUUCGGGUCCCGAAGCGACGCAUCGUCGUCUCAGAACUACGAAUAAACUUUUCUUUCGUCUCGACCAAGGAUAUCGGCAAACGACAGAGAGAUCGAGAGUCAGGCCGAAGGAAAGCGAUCGCGAUCGGGGAUUCGGGGCGUGCGAAACGUAGACGAGGGGGUGAAACGAAUGGGAAAGAUGGCGCCCGAGGGCGAUUCCUUGCGAGACCUUCGAGCGCUGCCCUGUUUCUCUUUGAAUCUUCGAUACACAUCCACGUUAACGUACGUACAAGGUGAAAAGAAAACGCCCUAAAAGAGUUAUUCAUCGCGUAACAUAUUCAGGUCUAGAGCUCAGUGUAAAAAGAAACAAAGUUGAUGUUUUAUCGUAAGGGGGUUACAAGGAAGCAACAAAAGGAAAAAAAAAAAAGUAAAUAAAUGAAACAAAGGAAAUGCCAUUAUAACUAACGAGCAAGUACAAAUUAUUUGAGGGGAAAAUGAAUAAAACAAAUUACGUCUACGUCUAAUUCUUAGGUUCCGUAGUAGCGGGGGAGUUAUGGAAUGAGGGAAAUGUAUUUAAAAGAAACGGGUUGGGGCGCGAGAUGCAGUCUUCGCGGGUUUUUAAAGCGGCGUUAGCACUGGGGAUCGAGGAAAGUGAACGGAAACGAGUCGAUGCUAGGACAGGGAGAACAAGUUUUCCAAAAACAUAUCUUCGCGAGAACGAGAUGUAUACCGUGAGAGAGCGAGAGAGAAAUUAUACGAUUUUAGAUUUAGGUGUCUUCCGAUGGCGGGAGUUUUUAAAAUAUUUGCGUAUACAUUCGUAGAGGUAGAAACGAUUGAAAAAAAAAAAAAGAAGAAUAAAUAAAACAAACGAAGUACGUCUUAUCCACGACCGGCCAAAGCAUAAUGUGGAGAUAGAAAAGAAUGAACGAGAGUGAAACAAAAAUAAAGAGAAACGUUCCUUCCGCGAAAAUGGGGGGAGGGCGGCGACUUGCGCGUGGACAUCUUUGCUUUCCGAAAAUUUCUUUUCGACUCGGGAGAAGCUGAAGAUAGAAUUCGUUAGUGAAAAUUAUCCUAGUCAUUUUGGAAACCUUUUAUAAUUCUGUGAUAUGUAUAUGUCGAACGCGAAGAAGCAUCAAAGAUACGAUAUAUUCGGCGACUACAAAAUAAAAGGGGAACAAGGAACGCGGGAACGGGUG
Molecule: messenger RNA, 6188 nt
Organism: Hylaeus anthracinus
Lineage: Eukaryota; Metazoa; Arthropoda; Insecta; Hymenoptera; Colletidae
Gene: br
Product: broad-complex core protein
Exons: 6
Coding region: 881-2260 (459 amino acids)
Biological process (GO): regulation of transcription by RNA polymerase II
Cellular component (GO): nucleus
Molecular function (GO): protein binding
Source: RefSeq, a predicted model, not a curated record